CCGUCGCUGUAUGAUCCCUUCAGAAGAUCCCCCGAGCCUCGUCGCUUAAAUGUACCUCCCCCGUUGUUUACCUUUGUCCCGCUGCCUGCUUCCGUGUGUCUGUGAUUUCCCCCUGUGUAGUUUUGCUUCAAAUAUCCACUGACUUGUUGUCUUGACACCUUGCCUUUUACUGACAUCCAGAAGAUAAUCAGACAUAUGAAAGACAACGCACACGAACAGGGGAGGAGUUACAAAAUGAUGUCAGACCGUUUUCAUGGAAAACGAGAAUGACAGCGGAACUGAAAGAAAAACAGAAUAGGCUACCCGUGUGUGAAUGACACAGGUAUGUUCUCUCCACUAGACACGUAGUAGCGGACACAGGACUGGUUGUAACCCUUCCUAUCGGACACUUGGUGAUUAGGGGGGGACACCAUGCUGGCGUCGUGGGUGAGCGUGGCGGAGGCCAAGGACGAUGUGGUGGAGGAUAUGGACACGUCCGAGCCCAACUGGGCCUGGUUCUACCUGGCAGAGUGCGGCCGCUGGCACAUAUUUGGCACUGACCCCUUCGCGACCUCCUCUGUAAGCAGUGACGUGAUAGAACAGAGUUACAACAGCAACCGGCGCGGCGUCAUGGAGUUCUGCACGAACAAAUACGCCUACAGGAUAGAUUUUGCAGUCAUGAAGCAGACCAACAUCACAACGGGGAAACAACGAGCUGUCAAGAGGGCCUUGCAAUCUGGAAGUAGUUUCAGAUCCAUCUGCGACAGCCCUGCAGUACCUGUGCCCUGCCACUGGGAGAAGAUGAACUCAGAGGAGCCGUACCAGCUCAUCCCUCUCGUCCAGGACACACACGAGUUCCAGGAGGUCAAAGGGCUUUACGAGCGAACGAUGAGCAGCCCCAUUCGCUCCAUCCGGAGGAUACAGAACUCCGACCUGUGGGAGUUCUUCUGCAGGAAGAGAGUGCAGCUGAAGAGGAUUAAGAACGGCGUGGACAUCGAGGAGAGGAUGCUUUUCCACGGGACGGCCUCCGUUAACAUCCAGGCCAUCUGCACUUUUAACUUCGACUGGCGGCUCGCCGGGAGUCACGGAUGUGUCUACGGCAAAGGUUCCUAUUUUGCCAGAGAUGCCAAGUACUCCAGCAAGUAUUGCAACUCGUCAUCACAGACCCAUAAACUCAGUCUCCUGCCUCACGGUCUCUCUGCCGCGCCCCCCUCUCAUCACAAGUGCAUGUUCCUGGCCCGGGUCCUGGUCGGCGAGUACGCCAUGGGCUCCAACUCGUUCGUCAGACCCCCCUCCAAAGACGACACCCUCACGAACGUCUUCGACAGCUGCGUGGACGACCUGCAACACCCAAAGAUCUUCGUCGUGUUCGACAGCAACCAGACCUACCCCGAAUACCUCAUCGAGUUUGAGGAGGCGUGAUUGAUUGAUUCCAUCCGCUGUGUCCAUGACGACGACGACCGUGAUGAUGAUUGGCAGACUGAGGUGGUGCCAGUCAGAUUGCCAGAGAGACACUGAAUCAGAAACGCUGCAGCAAGGAACAAUACAAAAUGGCUUCCAGUGGAAGAGGUUUUUCUGCACAGCGGAUUGUAUCCACACAUCUUAGGCUCCUUUGGCUUGGAACGGGAGAAACCAAGAGAAACUGUCUCAUCUCCACCAAUCAUUUGUUUAAAAACUUUAUUUGAUCUUUUGUUAAAAAACUUUAUUUGAUCUUUUGUUGUAUUUAACUAUGAAUUCCCUGAUCUUCUCUUAUGUUUACAAGUGCAUAUUAAAACAUUUUGGAGAUGUAAUAUGCAUCAGCAUAUGUA
Molecule: messenger RNA, 1787 nt
Organism: Clupea harengus (Atlantic herring)
Lineage: Eukaryota; Metazoa; Chordata; Actinopteri; Clupeiformes; Clupeidae
Gene: parp11
Product: protein mono-ADP-ribosyltransferase PARP11
Exons: 9
Coding region: 412-1401 (329 amino acids)
Cellular component (GO): nucleus
Molecular function (GO): NAD+ poly-ADP-ribosyltransferase activity
Source: RefSeq, a predicted model, not a curated record